Rotaria sp. Silwood2 is the source of this 288-nucleotide messenger RNA. The record is from the annotation of a GenBank genome assembly. Lineage: Eukaryota; Metazoa; Rotifera; Eurotatoria; Philodinida; Philodinidae.
AUGUCUUUAUUAUUUGUUUUAAUAAUUAUUAUUUUUCGGAUUCCAUCAACAACGGAUGCAACUGUAUUAUUUUUUCAUAAAAAACUUGAAAAAAGUGGUCGUUUUCAUUCACCUCAACAACAAGGUAGUGCAGCACCAUUACCUGGAACUGUUUGGACACAUUUUCAAUGUGAUCCAAAAAUAAGUCCAUUUAUUGGUGUUGGUUUUGGUUGUUAUUGUCCUGGAGCAUGGUGUUCAAAUAAUGCUGCUUGUUGUUCACAAAUGUGCUAUAAAAAAACUUGUUAUUGA